UCGUGCCACACUUUGGCAGGCGGCGCGCAGCGGACGGAGUUCAGUUCCCUUUGGGCUCAGAAGACAUGUCCCUGAACGGUAAAAGUGCGGUGGUGACCGGGGCGGCGAAGGGCAUCGGGAGGGCCAUCACGGAGCUUCUCCUGCUCAACAGGGCCAAGGUAGCCCUUCUGGACGUGGACGAGACCGCAGGAAGGAGUUUGAAGGAAGUUCUGGACAGGCAGUACCCGCCGGAGAGAACCCUGUUCCUCAGCUGUAAUGUGGAGUCUGAGGAGCAGAUUAAAGCCGCUCUGCAGAAAACCGCUGAGACCUUCGGAGGCAUCGACAUCCUGUGCAACAACGCCGGCAUCCUGAACGAGGCCACGUGGGAGAAGACCGUCUCCAUCAACAUGAUGGGGGUCAUCAGGGGGACGUACCUGGCGCUGGAGCACAUGAGCAAGUUGAGUGGAGGUCGUGGAGGGGUCAUCGUCAACAUGGCGUCCAUGGCAGGUCUCGGCCCUCUACCAGGCUGCCCGGUCUACACGGCCACUAAGCACGGGGUGGUGGGCUUUACGCGGGCCAUGGCGGUUGCUUCCACAGCGUCGGGCUACGGUGUCCGCUUCAACGUCGUCUGCCCCGGGUUCGUCCAAACGGACCUCUUCUCCGCGUUGAAGACCAACCUGGGCCGCUUCUCCAACAUGGGCGACGCCACCGAGCAACUCAUGCAGCAUCUGGGGGUCAUAAGCGUGUCCGAGGUGGCGCAGUCCGUCCUGGAGAUGGUGACGGACGAGACGCUGAGUGGACGGGCCUGCUGCGUCUCCCCUAAAGGACGAAGAUACGUGGACUUCCCCUCCUUCGCCCAGUGAGCAGAGCAGCGACGACUCAACAUUCUGCCCUUUAAUGUCCCGCUUUUGUAUGUUUUAAUAAAGCCCUUCAGCUUUAUAACGUU
Molecule: messenger RNA, 925 nt
Organism: Pungitius pungitius (ninespine stickleback)
Lineage: Eukaryota; Metazoa; Chordata; Actinopteri; Perciformes; Gasterosteidae
Exons: 7
Coding region: 66-842 (258 amino acids)
Cellular component (GO): cytoplasm
Molecular function (GO): oxidoreductase activity, acting on the CH-OH group of donors, NAD or NADP as acceptor
Source: RefSeq, a predicted model, not a curated record